Messenger RNA from Solea senegalensis (Senegalese sole), 1937 nucleotides. RefSeq names its product deoxyribonuclease-2-alpha-like. Bases 324 to 1508 code for a protein of 394 amino acids. Lineage: Eukaryota; Metazoa; Chordata; Actinopteri; Pleuronectiformes; Soleidae. Gene Ontology annotation, biological process: apoptotic DNA fragmentation. Gene Ontology annotation, molecular function: deoxyribonuclease II activity. The record is from RefSeq and is a predicted model, not a curated record. The transcript has 7 exons.
CAUCAAGAUGUUACAACUUCUCUAUCAACAACUGAGCAGUUUUAGUGCCACACUGAUCCACUUUUAUUUUGAAAUCAAUGUCAAGUAGGUUUAUGCAAAAGUCUUGACACAUCAUUACUAAACAAAUGACAGCAAGACAAUUAAAUACUUUUUUUUAAUUAAAACUCUUGGAGUUGAAAAGUAGAAAGGUAAACAUACACAUACAGUAAAUAGAGCAAGUCGAUUUUUUAUAUUUAGUACUUUUAUUUAGUAGUUUAUAUAAAUACAAUACAUAGAUAGUACUUGAAGCUUGCGGGACAGGAACAAGGAAGUAGAUUACAUAUAUGAUUUGCAGUUUUCAGUUUCAUUUCAGUGAUAACAAAUGUGAAUCUGCAGAACAGAUCACUGUGCAGCAUACUGUGAAGAAAAGAAAGAAAGGAAGAAAGAAAGAAAGAAAUGCAGAGGACCAUACAUUGAUCAGAUUCCUCCUGACUUCUUGGAUCCUUCUCCAAGGGUGUGAUUCAGAUGUGAACUGUAGGAAUGACGAUGGAAACCAGGUCGACUGGUUUGUUCUAUACAAGUUGCCCAAUUUGAGGGAUGGUGGUUUGUCGUAUCUGUACAUGGACGAGAGCACAAAAGGAUGGAGGCUCAGCAGAGAAACCAUCAACAGUGCAUCUGGCGCUCUGGCAUAUACCCUGAAACCUCUGCUUGACUUCUAUGACAGAAAGAUUGAAGGCUUUGGAUAUAUGCUGUACAGUGAUCAACCUCCAAAACCAUAUGUUGCUCCAUCAUCAUUUGGCCACAGUAAAGGCGUCAUAAUGUUGGACAGAGCUACUGGAGUUUGGCUCUCACACAGUACACCACAAUUUCCAACAUAUGGCAGCAAAGACUUCUGGCCAAAAAAUGGAAAUGCGAAUGCUCAGACCUUUAUGUGUGUAACUUACUCCUAUGAUGAAUUCAAAAAAAUAGGAUUGCAGCUCAAGUUCAUCCAUGCAUAUUCGUACGACUCUGACAUACCGACAACAUUUCACAAUGAGCUGCGUUGUGUUGCUCAGAGAGACUGCUACCCAAAGACGGCACCCUGGUUCAGAGAACAGAUCCUGACAUCAGUGAACAGACGACAGUUCCACAGCUUUGCAAAAUACAGACGUUUUGGAGAUGAUCUUUACUCUGGCAUUAUUGUAAACAACACAAAGCAGGAUUUGUAUGUCAAGAGCUGGGGGAAGAUGCGUCGCCCCCUGCCCUCUAACUGCACCAUCACUCAUCAUGUGUACAAUGUGAAGGAAAUGCGUCUUCCCGACAGGAACCCAUUCACCGACACCGUCGAUCACUCCAAGUGGUGUGUGACGCAGGAUGCUGGCUGGGCCUGCAUCGCUGACAUGAACAGGGAAGAGAGUCAGAUGGGCAGAGGUGGAGGAGCAAUAUGCAGCACUGAUGUUGCAUUUGGUCAGGCUUUCAGAGGAUUGAUCCAACAGGUUGAACCAUGUAAUGUUGAAGGUGCAUUUUCUGAUGCGCACAGAGAGCUUUGAAGGAAAAAUCAUGUGAAAUAAAGCUGCACGCUUGAAAACUGAAAGGCAUAACAGGAACAUGACAGAUGUUCUAUAAAAAGGUUGUAGAUGGCGUAUGACUGCAUCUGUUUAUAAUUGAGGCUGGGUUUUAUUUAGCUAAUUAAAGACAUCAUGGACUGAGUUUUGAAAGAAACAAGUAGAAGUAAGUUAUUAACAAGUAGAAGUAAGUUAUUAUCACAUAUUCCAUGUUACUUCCUUUUUUUAAGUUAAAAUGUGAAUAACCCACUUGUGGUUAUAGUCAAAUUCAACCGUUUUAAUUCAUAAAUGUGUCAUUCAUUUCAUGCGUUCACAACUGUAUGCUGUGUAACAUCAACAUUUGAAAAGAGAAUAUUUUACUGAUGUCAUUGAGAAAAAAAUAAAUACAUAUAUGUAUAUAUAAAUGAAUCACAA